GUGUAAUAAACUAUCCUCUUUGUGUUUAAAGUUGGGCAACGGGAUAUUCUUCUUUUUCUUCUUAUCGUAGUAACUUGUCGAGAAUGGCAUACUGUCGCCGAUUUCAUCUACCAACCAUAAUGGUUCUGUGGUUGGCUUGCAAUGGCGUUGCUGACGGAACUAACACCAUGUGCCCGGUUUCGUGUGCCUCUCGAACCUCCGAUAGAGGAAAACGCCGAAUUUCGUGUUUUGCCGGUUGCGCCACUGACCAAAUACCAAUCGAGAAAAUCGACUCGAAAGUAGAAGUGCUGGAAAUACUGAUUUCGGGCGAGAAAAGGCACUGGUUAACUGUGGCGCCGGUUUUUCAGCACUUCAAGUUCCUGGAAGAGUUAUACAUUCGGAACUCGAGCAUCAGUCAAAUCAGUAUGCACGCGUUCUGGGGAGUGCCAAGCCUUAAAGUGUUGAACUUGAGUUUAAACAAUAUAAGCAAUGUGUUAGAUCACAACUUCCGCGGCCUUCUUAAUCUUGUCGAACUAAACUUGGACGAUAAUCGGAUAGUGUCGCUGCAAAGCGGAGUGUUCAAACAUCUUACGGAAUUAAGGAUAUUGAGUUUGCAAAGGAAUUUACUGAAGGAAUUAGUGCCUAAAACAUUCCUCAAGUUGACCAAAUUACAUGUGCUCAAAAUUAGCGGAAAUAAGUUCGAGGACCUUAAUCCAGAAGCUUUUAAGGAGAUUCCGGAACUACGAAUGUUCGAGUGUCGCAACUGUAGCCUUCGAAGGAUCAACACUCAGAUAUAUCAUCUACUGCCAUAUCUAACGCUUCUCGACCUAGGAGACAACGGGAUCCAGUUCUUAUCCAACGACGAGUUCCAAGACCUUCGGCGACUACAUAGCCUCAAGCUAGACGGGAACCUCCUGUCUGUCGUUUUAGAAAAUAUUUUUAUAAAUCAGCAGCAACUAAAGUUUCUGACGCUGGCCAGAAACCGGAUAGUUAAAAUAACUGACUACGCCUUAAAAAACCUCACCAGUCUAGAGGAUUUGGACAUAAGCUACAACAAACUGAACAAACUAGAAGCCAUUGUUUUUACACAUAUCACGAAAACUUUAAAAAGGAUUGUCCUGAGCGGCAACAACUUAAACUUAGACUUAAUCUAUAUGGUGAUCGAAAUUUUGCAUAGUUUAACGGACAUUGAACUGGCCCAGAUGAAACUUGAGGUGAUCCCGGAGCACUUUUUUCCAGCACGAAUACGAAAACUCGAUAUUUCAAGGAACAACUUCAGCGAGAUAACUCGCAGCGUUAUUCCCAAACAAUUGGUCUAUCUAAAUAUCAGCAAAAAUAGGAUUAAAGGUUUCAACGAGGCGACGUUGGCAACACUGGAAGGUAUUAAGACGGUGGACGUUACUGGGAAUCCCUGGAAUUGCAAUUUGUGCGACAUAAGUGCCGUUGUGUUGCGUGCAAACAAAUCGGUUUUGUUCAAGCAAAGUGUUUGCUCUUCACCUAGUAUAAUGAGGGGCAAAAAAUUAAUCUCUCUUAACAUCCACCACCUUCCAGGAUGUAGUACGUCGGGCGAGAGUGACAAUGGCGGAAGCGGAUGGCUCUCAAUUGUUUAUAUGACCGCGGUAGCUUUCUCCGUACCCUUAAUAGCCGUCGUGGUGUACGCGUGUAUUAAAAGACGCAACCAACAACCCCUGGCAGUGGACGAUACUACGAAAAGAACUACCGAACUUGAAGGUUACGGCAUGGAGCUCGCGACUGCUGUUUUCAUUAAGGAGCAGAUUUCGUUUCAGUUUCCGUUAAAUCUAAUGGAAAGCAAAAUGUCUGUGUCGACGAUUGACGAUGUUAAAAAGCAGAACGGGAAAGAUUUGCUGAGCAACGGAAGAGCCGCGGGACUUUAA
Cylas formicarius (sweet potato weevil) is the source of this 1874-nucleotide messenger RNA. RefSeq names its product carboxypeptidase N subunit 2-like. The record is from RefSeq and is a predicted model, not a curated record. Bases 84 to 1874 code for a protein of 596 amino acids. The transcript is spliced from 4 exons. Lineage: Eukaryota; Metazoa; Arthropoda; Insecta; Coleoptera; Brentidae. Gene Ontology annotation, molecular function: protein binding.